Messenger RNA from Chroicocephalus ridibundus (black-headed gull), 1420 nucleotides. It is a transcript of the gene CLEC19A, whose product is annotated as C-type lectin domain containing 19A. The transcript has 5 exons. Gene Ontology annotation, molecular function: signaling receptor activity. The coding region runs from base 433 to 948 and encodes 171 amino acids. NCBI's taxonomy places the organism in Eukaryota, Metazoa, Chordata, Aves, Charadriiformes, Laridae. The record is from RefSeq and is a predicted model, not a curated record.
GGUCCCUUGGUGUGGGAUGCAAUGAGCACGCCUGGGCUCAGCCGGCGGGUGGGGAGGCGUGUGUCGCUGGGAUGGGAGAGCCGCUGCUUUUGGGGGAGGGAGCAGCACAGCGCCUAUAUCCUCCUCCGCGCCGGCAGCCUCCCUGGCACAGCUGGGAGGUCCCGGACGAGCAGUGACCCCAGCCACCGGCUGCCCGCGGAGCCGGGGGAGCGCCCCGUCCUCCCUCCCUGGCGAUGGGCACUGGCUGGGAUGCGUGUGUGCUCCUCUCCACGGUGGUGUUCGCUGCCCAGGCUUUCCCCCAGACAAACAUAAAGAUCAGCCAAGGGCUUCUGCAACAGCUGGUUUGUCCACGCAAGUGUUUGGUGGUUAUUCGCCGGGGUGAGGGGGGGAGCAGGGCUGGGCACGGCCACGUCACUUCGCCCUCGGUGCUGGAUGUCCUCUGCUCUGCCCCCAGCCAUGCCUGAGCCUGUCCAUGCCUACUCCUGCCCGCUCUUCUGGACUGAGUACGAAGGCCACUGCUACCGGUACUUCCCCAUCAACAAAACCUGGGCUGAAGCCGACCUCUAUUGCGCCGAGUUCUCCAUCGGCAUCAGAUCAGCCAAGCUGGCCUCCAUCCACAGCUGGGAAGAAAACGUCUUCGUGUACGACCUGGUGAACAGCCGGGUGCCGGGCAUCCCCACCGACAUCUGGACGGGGCUCAACGACCUGCGGCAGGAGGGUCACUUCGAGUGGACAGAUGGCUCCUCCUAUGACUACCACUACUGGGACGGCAGUCAGCCCGACGACGGGAUCCACUCCAUCCCGGAGGAGGAGGACUGCGUGCAGAUCUGGUACCGGCACAGCAGCGAGAAGGGAUGUGUUUUCCCUUUCACCACGUACAUACACACACACUCUCACUCUCCCCUCGCUCACGUAGCAGUGGCAGGAGGGGAGCAUCACCCACUUUGAAGAAUUACUGAAUUUAGCCAAAGGUCAAAGUUUCUGACUUCCCCUCGCACACGCAGCCCAUGAAACACCCCUGGGUUUGCCAGCUUUCCCCUCCCUCACUCCGGCCAGGGGCAUCUCGCUGAAGCGGGGAAGACCCUGCUUGUGCAAAAAUCUCACCUCACACCCCCAUUGCCAGUGAGACCAGUCAGGUGUAUCCAGACCUCAUGGACAUACCUGAACACCCCACCCACGUGCACACUGGGGAUACUGUCUGUGGUAUGGGGCUGCGUUUGCAGCUGCCUCCCUGCUCCCAUGUUCCAACCGGGGCCAGGAGUCCCCGCCAGCGUCCCCAGGAUGGGGAGGGGGAUGCUGGGCGGGGGCACGGCUGGGAGCAGCCCAAAUGGGAGCACAUCCAGGGAAAACCUCCUGCAACAGCGGGAGGCCCCAGUCCUGAGGGCGGUGCAUGGUUACCUCCUCAUGCCUUUUUUUUGGC